GGCAGAGGGACUCGCUUGACUGACAAGUGUUGCAUGGAAAGGACAAUCCUUCCUUCCUUCCUUCCUUCCUUCCUUCCUUCCUUCACUCCUCUUGGUAGACUUGUUCACUUCCCCCUCCUUGUUAGGCUCACUACACUCUGCGGACACUACACUGUCACUGUUCCCUUGUCUUGACAACCCACCCCCCUUUGGACACUCGCUCGCUCCCUCGCACGACAUUGCACUUCCCUAGCUCCAACCGCUUGCGACUCCACGUAGCAACUCACUCCCUACCUUCCUUUCUUACUCAACAAGUCUCCACGGCACACAAAAAGGUCACCAGCACGAUUCGAUUUCCCAUCUCCCACAAGCAAGUAUGACUAUCAGCACUCCCACUACCGCUCCCACUACUACUACUACUCCCACUGGAGGUAAAGCAAAAUACUCUGCCCAUCUCUCCAAUGGUGAUCCCACCAUCCUCUCUACCUCCUACAUCCCUACCCAUCCUCAUCUCUUCCUCGUCCACUUCUCUCCUGGAGACUACAACUCUUCUCUUGUUACUCAACGUCCCUUUGCUAGAGGAGAGACAUUGGCUUAUAUGGAUUCGGCAGAGCGGGCACCACUUAAGAGGUACUCGACGGUGCAAGUAGGAGAGGAGAGUCAUAUUGAACUCAAUAGCGAUUUGCUCUACAUCAACCAUUCGUGCGAUCCGUCAGUUAGAUUUGAAGUUGGAGAAGAGAGGAAGAUGUGGAGGGCAGUUGCGGAGAGGGACAUCCAAAAGGGGGAAGCAUUGAGCUUCUUCUACCCAUCGACAGAGUGGAGCAUGGCUCAACCCUUCAAGUGCAACUGCAAUUCCUCUAGAUGUCUUGGCACCAUUUCCGGCGCAAAGGACAUUGAUGCCCAGACGCUCCUCGAGGGCUACUUUGUCAACGAACACAUUAGACGGUUGAAGGAGGCGCAAAGCAAGGAGGAAAUCAAGUAGAGGAGGCGAGGAAGAAGAAGAAAGGAUGGGAGAAGUUGGGAAAGAAGA
Microstroma glucosiphilum is the source of this 1009-nucleotide messenger RNA. RefSeq lists its product as hypothetical. Bases 356 to 961 code for a protein of 201 amino acids. Gene Ontology annotation, molecular function: protein binding. NCBI's taxonomy places the organism in Eukaryota, Fungi, Basidiomycota, Exobasidiomycetes, Microstromatales, Microstromataceae. The transcript has 2 exons. The record is from RefSeq and is a predicted model, not a curated record.